AUGGCAACAAACCGACCCACGACGCGACGAAGGAGCGCAAGACAAGCCUUCGACGACGAUGAUGCGCCGGCGCCGACGACCAAACGAGCAAAGGCGGACGUGAAUGGGACGAGCAAAAAGGCGACUGCUGCGCCAAAGAAGACAGCAAAGGCAGCUGCAUACGACGAGGACGAUGAUGGCUUCCAAUUUUCGCGUCGCACGUCGUCGCGAAGGACUACCAAGGCACAGGCUGUGCUGGCACCAGAACCAAUACCCGAGGACGAACCAGCAACAUUCGCGCGCGCUGCCGAAGCGCAACCGGCCAAAUCUACUGCGCGGCGGAAGAAACAGUCAAUCGCGGCAGCCGAUCCGGAAUCCUCAGACUCGGGAAAGCGUCGGCGUUCAGCGCGCAUAUCUGGUGACAGUAGGCAGCUGGAAGUGCGACCAAAGUCUACAGAACCUCCACCGGCGAAAUCACGAACAAAGAAGACCGCGCCCGUAGAGAAGGAAAGGAAGAAGCAGAUCACACCAGCUCCUGAAGCACAGCCAGAGCCUAAGAGCGCGUAUGCAGGCGUGCAAACACCGACACACAACAAGAUACAAGUCGCAAAGAAGCGCGAUCCCAACGCUCAAAAGAUCAUGCUGCCCUUUGCGGACACCCCAGUUAUUACGAGGAACAAAGAGAUGCGGAAAGGCGGCAACAAAGAUGGCGCCCCCUGGGGAUCGGUGGAUACUAACACUUCCGCAGCGCUACCGCACUCAGAAGUCGAAGUUCGAGAUUUCUACAAAUAUAUCGAGCAGAGCCUACCCGAACCACGACGGAUGAAGCAGCUCUUGACAUGGUGCGGAUCGCGAGCUUUACCAGCAAAACCAUCAGGCGACGUGAAGAACGCGAAUGCGAUUAUGGCUGCGCGAGCUAUUCAACAAGAACUCAUAGACGAUUUCGCAAGCAAACCCGAGCUUUCCGACUGGUUCAGCAGGGAAGAAGUAGCCCCACCACCUGUGGUUAAGAAGCCGAAUCCUCAGAACGAGAAGAACAAAGCCACAUUGGAGGAAUUGGAGGAGGAAGUCAAGCGCCUCGAAGAAGAGAAAGCCGCAUGGGAAGCCAUUGCAUCAGCUUCGAAAACCAAGCCCCCGCCACCCGCGCCCUCAAUACCGACAUCAACACCUACACUGUCCGAAAUCGACACGUCUCUCCUCGAUCCCGCCCAAGCCGCCAUACUUUCCUCCCUCCAGUCAUCACAAAUACAACCACCAACGUCAGCAUUCACAUUCACUUCGCCUACAGCACUACAAUCACAUCUCACGUACCUCGCCGACUCGCUAGAACCGCACAUCGACCUUUUCGCAGACGGCGUUCAUAAGAUCGAACAGUAUCGCGCAACGGCCGAACGGGUAGCGGAUCGCGUGCUGGGUACUGCGGCUAAGAGGUUGGAAGAGCGAGACCGGGAAGCGAAGGAAAGAGUGGGCACAGAAGGAAUUGGAGUCGGCGAUAUAUUGAGAGGCCUUGCUGGUGUACUUGGCGAGCACUAA
Messenger RNA from Alternaria infectoria, 1512 nucleotides. RefSeq lists its product as uncharacterized. Gene Ontology annotation, biological process: mitotic sister chromatid segregation; cell division. The record is from RefSeq and is a predicted model, not a curated record. Gene Ontology annotation, cellular component: MIS12/MIND type complex. Bases 1 to 1512 code for a protein of 503 amino acids. NCBI's taxonomy places the organism in Eukaryota, Fungi, Ascomycota, Dothideomycetes, Pleosporales, Pleosporaceae. The transcript has 5 exons.